AUGGGUUCGGAAUUAAAGACCACGGAAGAUUUCGGAUUGAAGCUUUGUGAAGAGUCAACAAAUCUGGCAUCUCUGAAUGCUGAGUUGUCAACCCAGACUCAAGUUAUCAUCUCUAAACUGAAGUCCUUGGAUGCUGCCAUUGGCCUACAAAAUAGUAAUUUCAAUGAAUUUAGGAUGAAGAUAGAUAAUUUUUCAUACUCUUCCAUGAAGAUUCUGGAGGAGAAUGAAAAAGUUGCCAAGACAAAAGUUGAACAGAAUGAGCAGGAAAUAAAAAAAUAUUCAGAUGCGGUUAAAGGAAAAGUUAAUAAAGAAAAGAGGAGAAAUAAUGUGAUCCUAUAUAAUUUGCAAGAAAAAGGGGUUAACACAAAAGAGGUUGUUAAAAAUUUAUUGAAAGAAAUAUCAGAGAUUGAUUUAGAAACAGAGGGAACUGAAAUUUCUAGACUGGGCAGAAAAAUGGAAGAUGAUCAAAAAUCUAGACCAGUUUUGAUUCAGUUUGCAAACAUAAAUACCAAAAAUUUGUUGCUUGCAAAUUGUUACAAACUCAAAAAAUCAGCAAUUUUCAACAAAGUAAUCGUCAAUCAUGAUCUUUCCAAAGAAGAAAGAAGUAACAACAGAAAACUUUUGGAAGAAAAAAAGAAAGAAAUAAGUGCCAAAGAGGACAUAACAAAAUAA
Molecule: messenger RNA, 672 nt
Organism: Helobdella robusta
Lineage: Eukaryota; Metazoa; Annelida; Clitellata; Rhynchobdellida; Glossiphoniidae
Exons: 3
Coding region: 1-672 (223 amino acids)
Source: RefSeq, a predicted model, not a curated record